GCCCCCAGUACCACUGCCCCACCCAACCCUCAUGAUCUGAUCCACAAAGCUCCUGAAAGCCACCAUUCCCUCCUUUGCUUGCCCUCUCCAAGAACAGAACUAGUAGCCCUCUUCUGCUCCAAGAAGCCUUUUUUGAUUCCGACGAGUUUCCCCCAUCAUCACAAUGAUCCAAGAACUCCUCGGAGGGACACCCAUGGACCAGCACCACCACCACCAGCAGAUCAAGAGCGCCACCAACGCUAUGGCACACCACCACGUGUCGUCGCUCCCCAUGGUGCUGCAGCCCAUCUCCGCCAACCCGUCGCCGACAUCUUCCUCGACGUCGUCCCGCUCGUCCACGCAGCGGUCGCCGUCGGCCACGUCGUCGCCGCAAGGGCAGGGGCAGCAGCAGGGCCCCGAGCAGGCGCCGCUGCGGUGCCCGCGGUGCAACUCCUCCAACACCAAAUUCUGCUACUACAACAACUACAACCUCACCCAGCCCCGGCACUUCUGCAAGACGUGCCGCCGCUACUGGACCAAGGGCGGCGCGCUCCGCAACGUGCCCAUCGGCGGCGGAUGCCGCAAGCCGCGGCCCAUGCCGGCCCCCGUCGCCAAGCAGAGUACCGUGGUGCCCGCGGCCUCGUGCAAGUCCGCCUUGUCCGGCACCGGCAUCGGCAUGGCGCCGCCGCCCCUCGGCCUCGGCGUCGGCCCGGCCAUGUCGUCCUGGGCGCCGCAGCAGCUCAUGGCACUUCUCAACAGCACCAGGGCCAUGCAAGGCCUGCAUCACGGGGGGCAAGGGCACGGGCACGGCGGAGGCGGCAACAACGUUCACCGGCUUCUUGGGCUGGACACCAUGGGCCAGCUCCAGGUCCUGCCGGGCCACUCGCCCAACAACGCCAUGUGGCCGCCGGUCGCGCACAGGCCGAUGCCGCCGCCUCCGCCGAUGCAUCUCGACAUGGCCGGCCCGCUAGGCCUGGGCCUGGGCGGCCACAGCGACCUGUUCUCGAACCUCGGGCUCAAGCCGCCCUCGUCAUCCUCGCUGGCGCCGGCCGCGAGCUACUACAACGACCAGCUGAACGCGGUUGUGAGCAACGGCGGGGGCGGCGCCGGGCGCCCCAACGCGUACGAGUCCCCGUCGUCCUACUCUUGCGCCACCACGAUGGCGUCUCUCCCCGCGGCCUCGUCGACCGUCUCCAGCGGCCUCACCGUCGGGAUGGAUCAGCAGCAGCCACCCGUGUCGACGUCGUCGUCGCUCGCCGCGCAGGAGAUGCAGUACUGGAACAGCGGCCCCGCGGCGAUGUCCAUGGCGGCGUGGCCCGACCUGCCCGCUCUCAACGGCGCAUUCCCAUGAGAAUGAGAUUGUAUCGGAUCGACGGCGACGGCGUUCCAUUACAUGCAUGACACUAAUAGUGUGGCUCUGUCAGUUUAGCGUAGCUCGAUCGUGUGGGGGCUUUUUCAUCUUUUUUCCAAGGUGUUUGAUGAACUACUCGGGAGGGAGGUUUAACCAAGUUUUUUUUUCCCGUAGUUGCUGGUGUUUUUGUUAAUCAGUGGGUGUGUGGGGGUUGAUGAGUAACCUUAGUCUCUACUUAGUUUUUUCUCUAAGAGUAAUUGGUGGUGCUGGUAUAGUGUUAAGUAGAUCAAGAUCAAUGGCAUAGGCGGCGGGGGUUUACGUUGUAGUUUAAGAAGAUGUCGAUCGGUUUCAUUCAGUGUGUGCUUGUAAGAUGGUACUCCUAUCAUUUCCUGCAAGUUGUUGUACUUGUUUAGCUGGAAAUCUCACUUUCCACUCGAUCAGAAAAUGCAAAAGUACACAGGCUUGUGUGCCUCACGCAAGUACGUACUACGAAAGGCUGGAUCGGCCCCUUUGUUUGCUUUCUA
This is a messenger RNA of Brachypodium distachyon (stiff brome), 1854 nucleotides long. Its product is annotated as dof zinc finger protein DOF3.2. The transcript has a single exon. The record is from RefSeq and is a predicted model, not a curated record. NCBI's taxonomy places the organism in Eukaryota, Viridiplantae, Streptophyta, Magnoliopsida, Poales, Poaceae. Bases 164 to 1330 code for a protein of 388 amino acids. Gene Ontology annotation, molecular function: DNA binding; DNA-binding transcription factor activity. Gene Ontology annotation, biological process: regulation of DNA-templated transcription.